Molecule: messenger RNA, 658 nt
Organism: Aureobasidium subglaciale EXF-2481
Lineage: Eukaryota; Fungi; Ascomycota; Dothideomycetes; Dothideales; Saccotheciaceae
Exons: 2
Coding region: 122-550 (142 amino acids)
Biological process (GO): protein folding in endoplasmic reticulum
Cellular component (GO): EMC complex
Source: RefSeq, a predicted model, not a curated record
CACGGCUUACCUUCUUCUUCUACUCGCACGGCCAAGCCACAAGCGUUUGCUCGUCACCAAAGCAGCUUCAGCAUCUCCGGCUGAGUUCUUACUACGACCUUUCAAUUCAAGCACACGCGUCAUGGCUCUCUUGUCUAGCGCUCUCAACAUCUUCGGCGCUGUACUGUUGGCACAUGCCGUAUACAGUGCUUACGAACACUCGACCCUAGCCACCCUCGCAGGCGCCGUCCCCCUGUCUCCCGUCCACUCAUACAUCAUCCCGACAAUCGAUCUGCCGCUGGACAUCACCUUGGAGACCUUGACAGCUGUCCUGUUGCUCUGUGUCGGCAUCGUGAUCGGCAGUCCUGAGCUGAAGCCCAUUCAAUGGCGCGUAUGGGCGGGCAAGCUGGAGAGGGAGAAGAGCUCGAAGACCGAGAGCAUCAACGGAGACCCGCUGGGCCCUAGAGGAAACCCGUACGCUGCGCUGGAGCAGAGACAGGGCUUCCUGGACAUCAGAAGUCAGCGCAAGGACUUUGCCGAUUGGGUCAAGAGUGGCAGCAGUAAGAUGUGAUGGAUUGGUCAUGUUGUACAUAGCCCGAAGCUGUAUUGCCAUGUUCAAAGCAAUCGAGACAUGCUUCUCUUGCACGCUACACGGAUCAUUCCGAUUCCAAGACCCAAG